AUGAAUAACUGUAUCGGACCAGCACGCGCACGACGGUACGGUUCCAUCUUCGCCGCACUCGCGCGCGCUCCCCAGCUUAUGCGGAUGGAGCUUGUGGCAACCCGAUUUGUGGACGGCCUCAUCGAGGCAAUAAUCGACGCGGAUUUAGCUCCGGCACACCCCUUCCGCAACCUUCAACGUCUGGUCCUUGCGGGCAACAAGGAUGCCACCGAGAUGGACGUCGGACUGCUGUUGGUAGCUGGUCAGAUGUCACUGAACCACGUGGCCCUGCAGAUUUGGCACACCAGAAACUCCCUGUUUGAGGCCCUUGCUUUCGCGGGCGUUAGGUUAACGCGCCUGGAAAGUCUCGUCCUUGGCUACCAAGACCCAUACCAGUCACGUCUGACUGCCUCCGAGCUGGCCAGUGUUGAACUGGUCGACUCAUCGGACAGCCUGAUGCCUGUCUGCAGCAUCACCGAUCGUGGU
Molecule: messenger RNA, 465 nt
Organism: Dibothriocephalus latus
Lineage: Eukaryota; Metazoa; Platyhelminthes; Cestoda; Diphyllobothriidea; Diphyllobothriidae
Source: the annotation of a GenBank genome assembly